Molecule: messenger RNA, 1020 nt
Organism: Diaporthe amygdali
Lineage: Eukaryota; Fungi; Ascomycota; Sordariomycetes; Diaporthales; Diaporthaceae
Exons: 5
Coding region: 1-1020 (339 amino acids)
Source: RefSeq, a predicted model, not a curated record
AUGUCGACACAGAGCAUCUCCCAAACCAUGACCAUUGAGUCACCACCAACCUUGACGCUGGACGACGGCUCGAUUCAGGACGUCCCUCCCUGGAUGCACGAGCUCCGAACCAGGGGUUGGACGGUUGUUCCAGAGGCCAUUUCUCGAGGAAUUGCUCUCCAGUAUGCUGACAAGGCUUAUGAAUGGCUGGAAAGUUGGAAACUGGGCUAUGAUCGUCAGGACAACUCGACACGGCGGGCUAGUCACUUACCCUAUACACACCGUGCAGGUAUCUAUGCAAGAUAUGGUAUUGCUCAUGAACAAUUCGUGUGGGAUCUGAAAUCUGAACCGGGCCUCGUCGAGAAGUUUGAGCAAAUCUGGGGCACCAAGGAGCUCCUUGUCUCUUAUGACGGCCUGAACUUGUCAAUUCCUGAGAAAGGUCGUCCUAAGAGCGACCCGGCCUUCGCUCCGUGGGCUCAUGUAGACCAGUCACCACUACGUAGCAAUCUUCAAUGCGUGCAAGGCAUUCUCAAUCUACUCCCAAAUGGUCCCGAAGAUGGUGGACUGAUGGUUUUUGACGGCUCAAAUACGCUUUACAAGGAGCUGUGGGAGAACUUCGACCAUAAAAAGGGUGAGAAGGGUUGGAAUACUUGGGAACAACAAUUCCUGGACGAGGAGAUGUGCGCUUGGCUGGAGUCGAAGGGCUGCAAAUGGGUUAAAGUUUGUGCUCAGCCAGGAGAUCUUCUCCUCUGGGACUCCCGAUGCGUACACUAUGGCGCUACACCUUCAUCGAUCAACGAUCGGUUUGCAGCUUAUGUAUGCUACAAACCAGCUGCACUCGUCUCUGAGGAGGCUAAAGCACAGAGAAAGGCUGCCUGGGAGAACAAAGAAAACACACCCCACGAUCCAGCCAUCCUUCGUCGGCUUCCUCGAGACCCUCCAGAGGACCACAAAUCUUUCAAACAGUACAAGCAGCGGGGAUUGCAACAGCCAGUGCUUUACACGCGUGGGAAGCAGCUCGCUGGUCUUGAGCCCUAUUAG